Molecule: messenger RNA, 5601 nt
Organism: Chironomus riparius
Lineage: Eukaryota; Metazoa; Arthropoda; Insecta; Diptera; Chironomidae
Source: the annotation of a GenBank genome assembly
GAUAUUUAGCUAUUCCUAAUAGUGGUUUAAUUAAUAAAUACGUAGUGCAAGUGAUAAAGAAGCAGAUAAACUUCCGGAUAAUUCAAUAAUUAAUGAUAAUAACGUGAAAAUUGACAAAAAUCAAAAUAUAAAUUCAGUAGUGAGGUUAAAAAAGGCAAAAAAGUAAUUAAAAAUGUUUGGAGCACAAAAAAACACUUUCGGUCAAGCGACUUCAGGAAGUUUUUUUGGUCAGAGUGCAUUCGCUAAGCCGACAAAUACAUUUGGAAAUAAUACUUUCGGUCAACAGAAUCAGACAGUUUUCGGCGCACAGCAAACAACUGGAGUAGGUGGAGGGCUUUUUGGAUCUACUCCUCAGCAACCGACUCCUGCGCCACAAUCAUCAUUUGGCGGAUUUGGACAGCAAACAUCAAUUUUUGGACAGACAAGUACAACUGGAACUACAUCAUUGUUUGGCAGUCAACCAGCAUCAACAUUCGGAGCACCUAAACAGAUGUUUGGACAGCCACAACAACAACAGCAGCAGCAAGCUGCUCCAUCACUUUUUGGACAGCCUCAACAGCAACAAACAUCAUUAUUUGGACAAACAAGUCAGCCUGCAACUGGAUUAUUUAGUACCAGUACACCAUCAGCAUUUCAGCCAGCAGGAACACAACAGACUGGAACGGCUAUUGCAAAAUUUCAGCCACAACAAGAAACUGAUACUUUAUUAAAAGGACAAACAACAUCUUAUGUACAGACAAAGCAACAAUGUAUUACGUUUAUGAAGGAAUAUGCUGAAAAGUCAUUAGAAGAAUUGAGAUUUGAAGAUUAUUCAGUUAAUAGAAAAGGACCUCAAGCAGGAAAUACUCCAGGACUUUUUGGAGGACAACAAACUAGUAGUGUUUUUGGAGUUCCUCAAACUUCUCAACCUGCUGCAUUUGGAUUUGGACAACAACAACAGCAGCAGCAGCAACAACAACAACCUCAAGCUCAACCAUUAUUUGGUUCAAAUCCAAUGAGUACACCAACUUCAGCUUUUGGACAGACAAAUAAUAAUACAGCAUUUUCAAAUAAUUUAUUUGCAAAGCCAUUGGGUCAAACGCCAGCCACAACUGCAUCAACUUUUGGUGGAUUCGGAACUAAUACAGCAGCUAGUACAUUUGGAGUUGCAAAACCAAUGUUUGGACAGCCUGCACCGACAUCGGCUCCUAAUCUUUUUGGACAGCCAUCAACAAGCACUUUUGGAAGCACUUCAUUCGGUCAACCGACUACAUCAUUAUUUGGAACGGCAGUGACACAAGCAUGGAAUUCUACGGCACCAACAUCGACGGCUACUAACACUCUUUUUGGUGGAAAUGCUGCAAAACCUUUUGGCACAUCGACAUUCGGAACUGCUCCUUCGACAUUCGGUACUCAGCCACAAACUUCUACAUCUGCUGGAUUUCCGUUCGGUCAACAAAAUACAAGCAGUAUAUUUGCUCAAAAACCAGCACAAAACAGUUUUUUUGGGGCUCCGGCACAACAGUCUACAUCUACAAAUGUUACGUUUGGUCAAAAUCAAACUACUGGAGGCUCAUUGUUUGGUCAAGCAGCUCAGCAAAGUGGAGGAUUAUUUGGAUCUUCACAAGUUCCUAACACAAAUACUGGUGGACUAUUUGGAUCUAAUACAACGAAUGCAUUCGGAACGAAUAUGGGAAAUCCAUUUGGCACACAACAACCAUCACUUUUUAAUAAUCAACAAACAUCAAUGCAGCCUCAACAGCAGGGGACUGAGAUUCAUCAAAAGAUUAUUGCACUGACUAGCAAUCCAUAUGGAGAUAGUGAGCUUUUUAAAGGCUUAAAGCAAAGUUCAAUCUCAGAUGAUGCAUUAAAAGCAACAAAUCCAAUUGCUCAAAAAGCUUUAUUGGAAUCAAGUAACAAUUAUAAAAUUUCACCAAAUACGUCAGCAUCAAAGAUAAGAGUUAAGCCAGUCACGACAGUAAUUACAAAGAAGAGCUUAUUUGAUGGAUUAGAGGAAUAUGAUGCAUCACUAGAAGAAAGUUUUACAGUUAAAACGAAUCCAAAGCGUUUAAUUAUUAAGCCACGAUCAUCAGUUGUUCCUGAUAUGAAUAGAACGAAUGAUGCAAGUUUGAUUAGAACUAGAGAAAGUAUAAAGAUUGUUGAAAAAGAGAACAGCAUGCCAAUUGAAACUUUCCAGAAUCAAAUUCCAUUGACUCAAUUUAAUGACAUUGUUGACCAAGAUACAGAUCGUCGUGUUUCAUGGCUUAAAACAGCACCACAAACAAUUCGUUCACGUCCAAAUUUGAGGGAAAUUUCAGCAGACACGACUAUUAAUCAAUUAAUACAGUCGUCAGGCAAGGAUAGUGAAGUAACACCGCCUGCAAAACUUGAUUCCUCAGCAAUUAAUGCAUCAAUAUUAAAUGAGUCGUUCCAUUCGAAUGAUGACUUUACGAGUGAAAAUGAUGUGUCAAUUAUAACUGGAAAUUUAGAGCCACAUCCAACAGGAGUUGUUUUAAGACGUGCUGGAUAUUACACAAUUCCCUCAUUAGAUGAAUUAAUUGAGUAUAUAGACGAAAAUGGUCAGUGUAAAGUUCCAAAUUUUACAAUUGGACGACGUGGAUAUGGAAAUGUCUAUUUUGAUGAGGAAAUUGAUGUAGCUGGCAUGAAUCUUGAUGAGAUUUGUCACUUUCGUAAUAAAGAAAUCAUUUUGUAUCAAGAUGACGAUAAUAAGCCACCCGUCGGUGAAGGAUUAAAUAGAAAGGCACAAGUUACAUUAGAUCAAAUUUGGCCACAUGACAAGCAUACACAUGAUCCAAUUAAAGAUCCCGGUCGUCUUGAAGCUAUUGACUAUGAAGGCAAGAUGAGAAGAAUUUGUGAAAAACGAGGAACGAAAUUUUUAGAAUAUCGUCCAGAAACUGGAUCUUGUGUCUUUAAAGUUGAUCAUUUUUCAAAAUACACUUUAGAUGAUUCUGAUGAAGAAGGCGAGCCACGAGUUGAUCCUAAGAAAGCUCGUAUAACUCCUUUAACAAAUCUUCCAGGAGCUAAAAUGCCGAUGCCUGAAAAAGAAAAAUCUACUGAAAUUCAGCAGGAGGCACCGUUAAGAAUGAAGCAACAAGAGCAAACAUUCAUUCUUGGACCUCAUUUGGGACAAAAAGGAUUUCAAUCUAACUUCAGCAUGAACUUUGAAGAUUCUUUUAGUCAAGAACCAACAAGUCCAUCAAUCAAAUUAGCCAAAGAAAUGCAAACUGAUACUCACAAAUUGCAAUUAAUGAAAGCUUCAUUUUUCGUCGAGGAUGAUUAUGAGACACAAUCAAUUAUGAGUGAUGCAACAGAAGGACGUGAAAGUCCAGAUCAAAUUGUUCCAUCGACAUUAAUUCAAAAAAGUGCAUUUGCAUCGACUGGAUUUUUAUUAUCAAAGCCUACAAGGACACAUGAGGAAGAACUUAUCAUGUCUGGUUCUGAAUAUUCCGAUCAUGUUGAAAAGACUGUAGAACCAAGACGUCAAGAGCUUAUUAAAACGGAAAUUCUUAAAUCUAUUGGACCAAAGUCACAGCCAUUAAUUGUUCGUCCACGAGUUAUGCUAUUUGACAUUAGUGACAUAAACUUGCCAUCUAAGCAGUCAAUACUUAGUGAUGUUAUCGAGAAGAAGAAUAAUACAGUUCCGUUCUUUAAUGGAAGAAGAUUUAAAGUUUGCUGGACACAUAAUAAUCAAUUUACAACCUUAAGUUCAAGUUCAUCAAACUCAGUAUUUGAUGGACGUUCUCAAAAUGAUUUCACUAAGACUGUCAUCAAGAGGGCACAGAUUAAGUCAAUGUUCCAUAAUACAAAUGAAAAUUUCAAGAAAUCAACGAUUGAGCAUUUAAAGAUCCAGUUGAAACACAAUAAGAGAAUCAAUGAUUAUCGAGAAUCAAGUGGAGGAACUACGGCAUUAAGAGAACAUUUUGAAAUGUCAUUAAAACUUGCCAAAGAUCAUGCAGAUGAUAAAAAUAAUUUUGACUCAACAAUUUGGUCAUUAAUGGAAUCACUUUGGGGGCAUGUAGAAGAUAUAAAUAUGGAUGCACAAGAUCAUACAAGUAUUAUGGUUAGAAGAGAUCUUUUAUCGUCGUGGUGUGAGAAUGUUGUCACCGACAACGAUGCAUUAAAGUCUAAUCAGGAUUAUUUGGAUCGUUUAAUUAAUUUAAUGAUGUGCCAUAAAGUAAAUGAUGCAUGUGAUUUGGCAUUCGAGAAUAAUGACAUAAAUUUAAGCAUGUUGAUUGCACAGUCUAGUGGAAGUAUAUCAUGUAAACAAUUGAUUCAACAUCAGUUGUCAUGUUGGCGUCAAGUUGAGGCUGAUGAAUUUAUGGAUGAGCGUCGAUUAAAGAUUCUUAUGAUGAUUGCUGGAAUUCCGGCAAUGGAAGGUCCAAAAAAUACGACAUUGAAUGUCUUUGAGGAUUAUAACUGGCUGAAAUGUUUAGCACUACAAUUAUGGUACAUUUCAUCUUGUGUCUCAUCAGUUACUGAUUCUAUUCUGGCAUAUGAACAAAAUUCAUUAAAUGAGGAUGCAAAUGUUGCAUUGCCAGUUCCUUCAUACUAUAAAUCUGAAGAUUCAAUGAAUUGCAAAUUUUAUGAUAUUCGAUUCCAUUUAAUGAAAUUGUACAGUCAAAGAAGUCAUUCAUUGGAAGUGCUUUUGAAUCCAGCAAAUUACACUAAAGACUUGAUGGACUAUCGUUUAUCAUUUUUCGUCCUGCAGAUCUUAGAAACUCUUGGAUAUCAUCAUAUAAGCGAAUCGUGUCGUCUUAAAAUUUUAACAUCAUUUGCUGAUCAAUUAGAAACUAAUGGACUGUGGGAAUGGUCAAUAUUUGUUAUGCUGCAUAUUGCUGAACAAAAUUACAGGGAAAAGGCAAUUCAUCAGCUGCUGUAUCGUUAUAUUAAAAUUGAUGAUGAGCUUAAUAGUGAAUAUUCAGCAAAGGAGAAGUUUAUACUUGAAGAUUUAGGAAUAUCUGAAAAAUGGAUAUUUUGGGCAAAAUCUAUUCGUGCACGAUCAUUAAAUAACCAUCAAGUUGAACUCAAAUAUUUACUUAAAGCACAGCAGUGGUCGCAGGCGCAUGAUGUUUUAAUGAAACAUAUUGCACCAGAUUUAUUGAUUAAUGAUCAAAUUGAUUACUUGAAGUCACUGCUUAAACAGUUUGAGAAUACUAAGGAAAUUCAGCAUUGGAAGGUUCAAGGACAAAUUUUACUCAACUUUAUUGAACUGAACGAAAGUUUUUCAUCGCUUAAUACUGCGGUUAAUAUAGACGAAGAUCAGUUCCUUCAACGACUUAGUCCUUUAUUAUCAGACUUGUGCUCGAGUAUCAAAUUAUUCCCAUGUCCAACAUCAAAACAUCGUUUAUGUCAAUGCGAAAUAGCAAAGCAGUUAGCAUUCAUCAUUAGAAAUUUCUAUGCAACAUCCAAUGCUUAUGGAAAUCAAGCAUUCUCAAUGAUAAGGACAGCACUAGAGAAAUUGCCACUUCCGCAAGAGUUUGCACAACAAGAGCUAAGACACGUGUUGGCAACCUUCUUAAUGGAAAGAUUAACAACAAAUUAAAUAAUAUAAAUCAACCGAUCCUAACUCUUAUUACUUAUUAUUAAUUAUCAUUACAAAAU